Anopheles maculipalpis is the source of this 1230-nucleotide messenger RNA. Its product is annotated as lipase 3-like. The transcript is spliced from 2 exons. The record is from RefSeq and is a predicted model, not a curated record. Gene Ontology annotation, molecular function: hydrolase activity, acting on ester bonds. The coding region runs from base 22 to 1230 and encodes 402 amino acids. Lineage: Eukaryota; Metazoa; Arthropoda; Insecta; Diptera; Culicidae.
GAGAAUUGUAAAUUCCUAGCCAUGAUCGUAUCGGCGUUACUGGUGAUCGUUUUGCUUUCGAAAGCCCCACAAGCGGACGCUUAUCAAGUGCGAAAGGAGAUCACAUUUAACUGGAUACGUGACAGUAGGGACGUGAUUAGAAAUCAAACUGCUAUACUGCUGCAAAAUGAUGGCUACACAUCGGACCGACUGCAAGUGCGCACUGACGACGGAUAUCUGCUGACGGUGUAUCGUAUGCAGCCCAAAAAGUCACGACUAGGAGUGGUUCUCUUACACCACGGCAUACGUCAGUCCAGUGAUAUGUGGAUGUUUCUCGGACCAAAGCGAUCCCUUGCCUAUCAACUGUACGAAGCUGGAUAUGACGUGUGGUUGAGUAAUUCACGUGCCUCACCCGAAUCCGAGGGACACGAGCGGCUCGAUCGGGAUAGUGAUCACUAUUGGGACUUUAGCUUCCACGAGAUCGGUAUCGAGGAUCUGUCGGCAGUGAUCGAUUACAUACUAGCCGCGACCGACCGAAAGACGCUACAUUUUGUCGGAUAUUCUGAGGCUGGAUCUGCACUACUGGCUCUCCUGUCGGAGCUACCGGAAUACAACAAGAAAGUGGCAAGUGUAGAAUUGAUAGCACCACCAGCCUUCAUGCAGUAUGGACAGUUUUCCUGGAUCGCACGUAUGGUAGAACCGAUUCGAAAGCUAUUCCCCUGGAGCGUUUACUACACCCGCGACGCUCUACCGACCCAAAUCUGUACACUGUUCCGCAACGAGUGCUGUUCACUGUUUGGCCAGAUGAAUGACAAUGGAACCGGCAACACGACACGUACGCUACGCUCGCCGGGAGCUGCAAACCGCCCACGGGACGGUUGCUUCGAUCUGGAAGAUAUCUCGCUAAAACAACUCGAACAUUACCGUCAAAUCAUCGCUAGCGGCCGAUUCCAGCAAUUCAAUUACGGGUACGCGGCUAACCUGCAUCGCUACAAGCGUGAUCCACCGCCAGACUACUGUCUGUGGGACGUAACGGCACGGGUAGCGCUGCACUACGGCAACAAGGACAAAACGGUGGAUUGGCGGGGCGUCGAAAUGCUCGCCCGAAAGCUGCCAAAAGUGGCGGAACUGCAGAAGACACUGUACAAGGGAUUCAAUCAUCGGGAUUUCUACCGAAGCCCGAAAACACAGGAAACUGUUUACGCAAACAUUCUAAAGUCGAUCAAACGUCACACGACGACGUUGCAAUAA